Messenger RNA from Acomys russatus (golden spiny mouse), 1365 nucleotides. RefSeq names its product prostaglandin I2 receptor (gene Ptgir). The coding region runs from base 82 to 1245 and encodes 387 amino acids. The transcript is spliced from 2 exons. Lineage: Eukaryota; Metazoa; Chordata; Mammalia; Rodentia; Muridae. Gene Ontology annotation, cellular component: plasma membrane. Gene Ontology annotation, molecular function: prostacyclin receptor activity. Gene Ontology annotation, biological process: negative regulation of smooth muscle cell proliferation; adenylate cyclase-activating G protein-coupled receptor signaling pathway; inflammatory response. The record is from RefSeq and is a predicted model, not a curated record.
CAUCCUGGUGCGCACCGCCGCCCCAACUCCCCGUCACCCCUGGGAGCCCUCUCGCUGCGAGUGGCUGGGAGUGAACAGGGCAUGGCAGAUUCCUGCCGGAACCUCACCUACGUUCGAGACUCGGUAGGACCUGCCACCAGCACCCUGAUGUUCGUGGCUGGUGUCGUGGGCAAUGGGCUGGCCCUGGGCAUCUUGGCUAUGCGAAGGAGGUCACACCCAUCAGCCUUUGCAGUGCUGGUCACUGGGCUGGCGGUGACAGAUCUGCUGGGCACGUGCUUUCUGAGCCCUGCGGUGUUCGUGGCCUAUGCUCGCAACAGCUCGCUACUGGGCCUGGCCCACGGUGGCUCAGCACUGUGUGACACUUUCGCCUUUGCCAUGACUUUCUUUGGCCUGGCCUCUACCCUCAUUCUCUUUACCAUGGCUGUGGAGAGAUGCCUGGCACUCAGUCACCCCUACCUGUACGCCCAGCUGGACGGGCCACGCUGUGCCCGCUUGGCCUUGCCUGCCAUCUACGCUUUCUGUUGCCUCUUCUGCUCAUUGCCCUUGCUGGGCCUGGGCGAGCACCAGCAGUACUGUCCCGGGAGUUGGUGCUUCAUCCGCAUGCGUUCUACCCAGCUGGGUGGCUGUGCCUUCUCCCUGGCCUACGCCAGUCUCAUGGCCCUGCUGGUGACCUGCAUCGUCUUCUGCAACGGCUCGGUCACUCUCAGCCUCUGUCACAUGUACCGUCAACAGAGACGCCACCACGGCUCGUCGGUGCCAACCUCUCGGGCGCGAGAAGAUGAGGUUGACCACCUGAUGCUGCUGGCUCUAAUGACAGGCAUCAUGGCUGUGUGCUCCCUGCCUCUCACGAUCCGAGGCUUCACCCAGGCCAUCACCCCAGACAGCAGCGAGAUGGGGGACCUCCUCGCCUUCCGCUUCAAUGCCUUCAACCCCAUCUUGGACCCCUGGGUCUUCAUCCUUUUCCGCAAGGCUGUCUUCCAGCGUCUCAAGCUCUGGUUAUGUUGCUCCUGUGUCCGUACUGCCCACGGGGACUUGCAGACGCCCCUUCCCCGGCCCGCGUCGGGGAGAAGAGACCCGCAAGCUCCCACUACUCUUCAGGCUAAGGAAGGGACCUGGGUACCCCUGUCAGCCUGGGGCACCGGGCAGGUGACACCGUUGGCUGCUGUCCCUCUGUCUGGCGGUGACAGUUGCUCUAUGGGAAGGCCACCCAAAACGGAAGCCAUGGUUGCCUGCUCCCUUUGUUGAUUGCUAACUAAGCUGGUCCUGCCUGUCAUCCUGGGCUUGGUGUCGCCAGACCAGAAGGCACAUCACAUCAGGGACUCAGCGGACAAUGGUGGAAGCCACAUAUUUGACCCCCAAAGUCUG